AUGCAGCCCACUCUACUGUUCUUUCUGGUGCAGAUAGCGGGCCUCAUUGGCAGGUGGCAGUUGGGGUUGUUUUGCUAUGAAGAACUCGCUCAUUCAUUUCUCGCUUGCCCCACAGAGAAGCAUCUCUGUUUGUGGGAAGGUCAUUGGCUUGUCAAAUAUCACCCUUAUUCCUGGUGGAAUGACCACUGGGACAUGCAUUUCCAGACUGCAGAAGUGCAGUUAAACUUUACAGAAGUGAUGGACAUUGUGAGCGAACAUUUUCAGCAACGGCCAGAGGGUGCAUUACUGGCUGCUUUACCCACCACCAUGAAUCCUCAGGGAGGUCCAUUGAGUAGGCAACUUCUCGCAGUCAGGGCAGCAGCAGCACAUGCUACUGAUGAAGUUCGCCGAAUGAUUGAAGAUAAUCAGAUUGAGGCUGUCAUCGGUGUCAAGUCUCUCGGCCACCCGGAGGAGAUCAAUAUCGGCCAUGCUAUGGAAGCUUUUCGCCAUGUGGUACAUUGUGCAAGACAGAUGGUGACAACUCCGUAG
This is a messenger RNA of Suillus fuscotomentosus, 528 nucleotides long. RefSeq lists its product as uncharacterized. Lineage: Eukaryota; Fungi; Basidiomycota; Agaricomycetes; Boletales; Suillaceae. The transcript is spliced from 2 exons. The coding region runs from base 1 to 528 and encodes 175 amino acids. The record is from RefSeq and is a predicted model, not a curated record.